CAGGUCCCGAAAAUAUUCCAAUCCACAUUAUCUUCAACAACUGGAAAUUAUCGAAUCAGGUACACAGAAAGUCGCUUGUACUAACAUGGUCUUGAUAUAAUCAAAGGACAUUUCCCUAUUAUCAUGUUUUCGUCGAAAUACAUUCUACUAUUGUUCAUGGUCGAGGCGACAGAUGGACUCUACAACGCGGCCCGGUUCAAACCUGCCAUACAAAGCAGCAUCUUCUAUCCUUACUACGCCUACUUAGGAGUGGAUGGUAACUACAGCUCUGACGGACUUGAAGGUCAUUGUCAACAAACUCAAAAGGAAUGGAACCCUUGGUGGAUGGUGGACUUGUGCGGUCAGUUCAUUAUAGAGAAAAUACAGCUAACUAACAGGCGAGAUGUCUAUAUGAAUGAACAGGUGGCUUUACGUCUGAGAAACUUUGAUAUUGAAAUUUUUCAAAAAGAUCCGAGACAAAUUUCCACAUUUCCUGAUGUAACUGGCCAAGUCUGCUACCACCAAACUGAUCCACUGGGUCCUGGCACAUUCAACUUUACAUGUCCUGUUCCAAUCGUAGGUAGAUACGUACGCCUAAUUAUGAGAAAUGUCACAGAAAUAUUACAUAUCUGUGAAAUAGAAGUACUAGUCCGUAGUUUCAGUGCUGAAGAAUUGUACUUUAACAAAGUGAUGGACACUAAACUGACUGGCACACCAUUUGAUUCGAUAAACGUUGAUGGACAAAUGGUGUGUGCACAGACAUGUCUGCUUCGUAGGUCAACUGACUUCUGUACUGCUUUCAACUGGGUCACAUCCACAAAUUCAUGUCAGCUUUUCAGUGUCAACCCGUUCCUUGACCUCUCUGCAAACCUGAUCUCCGUUCCAGGAACAUAUUUCAAUAUUCAAAAUUUGGCUCUAGCCGUUGAACCUGGAGUGAAAGAAAUUCUACUUGGAGAAAAUACGCAAACUGAGCAAGAGUUCUGUGAGGCAAGCAGGUGUGGAUGCUUGGAGAAGUUAAAGUCAAGACUUGAUUCCUCCAAACUUUGGCUUUUCAAAAGAUCUGAUGUUUACAAAGGAAGACGAUAUUAUUUGUCCCAACAAGAACCAACCUGUAGGUCUGAAGAAGCAAUGGCGACUUGUGUCUUGUACGGAGGAUAUUUGGCUGAAAUAGAGGACUUGGACGAGUUUAAUUUUAUCAAAAUAUUUGUUCAAAAGUUUAGUGGAUUCCGAUUGAUUCUCAUUGGCGCAACAGACAACGCUCAAGAAGAAGAUUGGAGAUAUAGAACAAACAAUACACUGGUACCAUCAUUUUUAGUUCAAAGUAGGAAAUGGGGAAAUUGUCUUUACCUAUAUGAUGGAUCAGGAUGGUUGGCUUUGGAUGAUUUGUGCUAUUACACAGCUCCUCAAUAUCCAGCACGAUUUCUGUGUGAAAUCCCAGAGGAUGAUGCUGAUUGCAACUAACGAGUCACUGAUGCAACUCUCUAGUGCACAUGGUCACUUUUAUGGUUAUUUUAAGCAUACCUAAUGAAGUUCACCUUUUUAAAUUCAACUAAUGAACAAAUAUAAAGAAUGAAAAAAAAACGUCUAUUAGAGACAUAUAUAUUAAAUUUAGCCCAAUAUUUGCAAUUACUUUUUUUUUAAAUCUGACAAUAAAAAAAAAAAACAAUAAAAAAAAGGAUAACAGCCAAUAGAAAUAAUGGUAAUGUAUUUAAAUUAUGGAUGAGUGCAGUUGUUACGUGUGCACCGUAGAGUAAAUGUGGAAUGGAAUGCGUGUUGAAAGGA
Biomphalaria glabrata is the source of this 1761-nucleotide messenger RNA. RefSeq lists its product as uncharacterized. The transcript is spliced from 5 exons. Lineage: Eukaryota; Metazoa; Mollusca; Gastropoda; Planorbidae. The record is from RefSeq and is a predicted model, not a curated record. The coding region runs from base 124 to 1440 and encodes 438 amino acids.